UUACCAAUUGACGUCAGUUCGAUCCAGAUACUUGCACAAGUUACACCUUUUUAAAUUUUUACAAUAUUUCCAAAAAAUGUAUAAAUUUAUUCUAUAUAUCUUUCUCUUUUUCGCCGGUGAUGCAAAUUCACACGGCACGAUUGAAGGUGUAAAGUCCACAAUUUUGGGUGCGGUCGACCCACUCCGGCGGUGUGGCGGACUAGCCACCCAACGCCAACUGAGGAUCAGUGGGUGUGACGGGUACUGUAGAUUCACGCCUGGGCAAAUCUACAAUUGCGAGAACGACUUUAUGCCAAGUCAGGCCAUCCCCCAGUUAAAUUUGAGGGUGGAGAUUUGCCUGAGCGGGGACAUUUGUAUGACCAUUAUUAAUUACGAGAUGCCCAACUCGUCCGUCCAGCCAGGAUUUCUUUACACCGCGAAAUACUCCUUCGUCCCGAAUGACAUCUUGUCCGGAAGGACGGUCGAAUUUAGGGCGUCACUCCUGCACUCGAACGAUCUCCAUGUCGAAGUUUGCGUCGCGGCGGAUGUUGAUGUCCUCUAAUAAAAGCUGAAUACAUUCAAAAUCGUUAAUAAAUGAUUGAAUUUUGAUGGUUUUAUGGAAAUCAUGUCCCAAAUUUUCUUAAAUAUGUACAUGUAGAAUUGUUGUGCAUCCAUGUUUCAAAUGAAUGAAGUAAUUCUUACAAUAAAUUCCGAAUCGAACCAAAAA
Molecule: messenger RNA, 706 nt
Organism: Folsomia candida
Lineage: Eukaryota; Metazoa; Arthropoda; Collembola; Entomobryomorpha; Isotomidae
Exons: 2
Coding region: 77-541 (154 amino acids)
Source: RefSeq, a predicted model, not a curated record